AUGAAAUAUCUAAUUGUUGUUUUACUAUCUUUUAUAAUUUAUACAUUAUAAGAAUUAAAACUAUUUAAUACCCCUUAACUUAUUGAAAAAAUUAAAUAACUAAAUCAAGAUAAUGAAUCUAUUCCAUACUAAAUAGCUAAUUUUGGCUCGAUACCUUAUGGACGUAAAAUAAUAGGCGAGUUAAAACUUUCUUAACCUUUUGAUGGUUGUGAUGGAGUUGAAAAAAAAUCUACAUUCAUUUUAAUAGAUCGUGGAAAUUGUACAUUUGUACAAAAAGUAUAUAAUUCAUAAAUAUCUGGAAAUAAAGUUGCAAUAAUUAUGGAUGAUAAAUAAAGAAAUUAAGAUAUUUAAAUGAUAGAUGAUGGAUUUGGAUAGAGAGUUAAAAUUCCGUCAAUUUUUAUUUAAAAUAAAUAUGGUGAAAUAUUUAAAGAUUAUCUUUAAAAAAACUAAGGUUACAUAUAAUUGGUCUUAGAAUUUUAAGAGAAUAAAUACACUAAAACAUUAUUUAAAUUUUUUAUUAAUAUUCCGUCAAAGGAAUCAAAUAAACUAAUUUAUGAAUUUAAUUAAGUUCGUAAUAAACUGACUGGAAAUGAAGUUGUUUUUGAACCUAUAUAUGAUAUUUAUUAGUGUAAUUCCUGCAAAAAGUAAGAUUUUACAAAUGAAGUACCUGAUUGUAUUCUUAAUGGACGUUAUUGUACUAAUGAUCCUGAUAUUUAUAAUAAUAGUUAUGAUUUAUCCUCAUAAUUUCUAUAUAAUGGAAAAGAUUUAGUUGAAGAAAUUGUAAGAUAAUUAUGUUUAUACAAUUAAAAAGAAGACUUAUGGUGGUAAUAUAAUAUUAUUUUUAGCCAAGAUUGUGAUCAACCUUAAUUGUAUAAGGAAUGUAGUUAGAAAAUAGUCAAAUAAAUUUAAGCUGAUGAAAAUUUACUUUAACAGUGCUUUUAGAAUAAUACAUAAAAAAAGGAAUCACCAAUUUUAUAGAGAUAAAUAGAUAUCUUAUAAUAAGUAAAAAUCUUCAUAUGGCCAUCUGUUAUUAUUAAUGAUUUAAUCUAUAGGGGUAAUUUGGAUGGAGAAGAUAUUUUAGAAGCUAUAUGUGCAUCUUUUGAGGAGGCUAAAGGAGAAUGUAGGUAUGUAUUGGAUCCUACUUUGGAAGAAAAGGUAGUUACAACUUCGAAUUUGUGGAUUAUUAUAUGCUAUAUUUGUGCUGGAUUCGUUGUUUUAUUUUUGAUUUCAGUAUUUUUAUAUAAGAAGGUAGUUUAAAAGGAAUUAAGAUAGGGAAUGAGUUAAUAGGUUAGUUAAAUGGUUAGUAAAUAUAUUGCAUUUUAUGAAUAGAAAGGAAAGAAAAUAUAAGAUGAUGACUAUUGA
Messenger RNA from Ichthyophthirius multifiliis, 1362 nucleotides. RefSeq names its product vacuolar sorting receptor, putative. Lineage: Eukaryota; Ciliophora; Oligohymenophorea; Hymenostomatida. The transcript is spliced from 3 exons. The record is from RefSeq and is a predicted model, not a curated record.